Molecule: messenger RNA, 808 nt
Organism: Drosophila eugracilis
Lineage: Eukaryota; Metazoa; Arthropoda; Insecta; Diptera; Drosophilidae
Gene: mRpS26
Product: probable 28S ribosomal protein S26, mitochondrial
Exons: 2
Coding region: 82-759 (225 amino acids)
Cellular component (GO): mitochondrial small ribosomal subunit
Source: RefSeq, a predicted model, not a curated record
ACCAGUUCACUACCAACAGAGUUGCACAACAGUUCAGCAGCAAAGUAAAAAUUAAUAUUUUUUAAUUAAACUGCUUUAAGAAUGCUGCGAGCGGGAUGCCAACUACUGACGCAGUCCGCCCUGCCCGCCGGCAAAACGGGCGCCAAUAGCUUCGCCUUGGAAUUUGUCCGCUGGAGGAGGAAGCCGCGUUGGCUGCCGGUGGCCAAGAGCAAAAUGUUCCGCGUGCCCGAGCGCAAGAAGCAGUCCGAGGAGGAGCGAACGGAGCUCAUGAGGCUACACAACCAGUACAAAACUCAACUCCGCUCAGUGCGACAAUUCCUAAGGGAAGAAGUAAUUCAUCAUGAGGAGACCUCCACCGCAGACCACAUCGUGCUUACUGUCGAGCAGGAGGAGGCCGAAUUCCAGAAGUGCCUGGAAGCGAAUGCCGCUUGGAACGCAGCUAUUGCCAAGGAACGUGACCAGCGACUAGCCAAAGAGCGAGAAGAAAAGGUGGCUUAUGUGCAGGAGCGAUUGGAGGCACGACAGGUGCGCGAGGAGGAGCGCAGAGAGCAGGCUCAGCAGAGGGUUCUGCUCGAGAUUGAGCGGUCCAAGACGUACAUUACCAGAGAGAACUUGGACGCAGCCAUCGAGACCGCCUUGGCCAAUCCCGUGGACCACAACUUUGCCAUUGACCUGGCCGGAAAUCUUUACCCGGGGCGAAGCACUUCUCAGCUUCCUGAUGUCAGUCCUGAACCCAACCAGCAAGUCUUGAGUAAUUAAUUGAUUGUCUUAGUUUGUUGUUACAUUAAAAGUGCUUUUUUAGCUGAAA